GACUGGCUGAUGCUCACAGCUCUCAGUCUCUCCUCUGUGCUUCGAGAAGCAGCUUCUCUCUGCUUUUCCUCCCUCCCUCACACACACCGGAUUUCCUACUCUUUUGCCUGAGCUGGGAAGAGCAAACGCAGCGGCUGAGGGGCUCACUCGCUCCAGCUCCAACCACACCAUGCUCCCCUGGAGAAGGAAUAAAUUUGUUCUGGUGGAGGAUGAGGCCAAGAGUAAACCCAAGAGCCUGGGGACCGGGCUGACCUACCAGUCCAUCCUCUCCUCUCUCCUGCGCUCUUGUCCUGACUUGCUGCCCGACUGCCCCUUCGACUGGGUGGGCAGUAUCUUCCAUACCAAACGGCAAAAGGUGGAACUGAACAAAGAGGAACCUGUUUACAAUGUGCGUUACCUGGGGAGUGUGGUCACCAUCACGGCAAAGGGAGACGGCUGCACCCAGGAGGCGGUGGCCAAGAUAUGGGCGAGGAGUAACUAUGGGGAGCAGAGUGUCAAAAUGAGGUUAACAGUGGGGCCGCAAGGCAUCCGGAUGAGUGCUGACAAAUCUGGGAAAAAGAAACCCAUCCAUCUUUACUCUCUGAACAGAAUCACCUACUGCAACGCCGACCCGUGCCGGCCCAAGAUCCUGGCUUGGAUCUACAGGCACCAGGUCAAGAACAUGGCCGUGGUGCUCCGGUGUCACGCUGUGCUUGUUAGCAAGGUGGAGAAGGCCCAGGCCAUCGCCCACAGCCUUUACCAGAACGCCACCUCCGCCUUCAGCGAGUUCAAGCGGCUGAAGCGUCAAAGUGAUUUCCGGCACUGCCAGCAGCAGCUGCUGGGUGAGGAGGCGGUGCCCCUGAUGCCACUGAGGAGGCUGCUGAACGGUCAGUGCCACUACAGACCGCCUGCCGACAACCCCGGGACUGCCACCCGCCUCUGCUCCAUCACAGAGGAAGACGAGGAGGAGGAGGAGGAGGAGGAGGAGGAGGAGGGCAGGAAAGAUGAGAAGCAGGAGGUAGAAGCACUACACAAGGAUGUAGAGGAGCAGCAGGAGAAACAGAGGGUUUUAACAACAAACACAGACCCAACUCAGUUACUAUCAGAGUUGGACAUUGGGGAUAUUGCCCGGUUGGAGCAGUGCCAAAUCAACUUUGUCAGUGACAGCAACAACAACACAUUUACAUUUAUAACCUCUCUGGUGUGACAAGAAGGCAGUUUAAAGAAGGCGAUUCUGCAGCGCAACAGUAACACAUUCCUCUCUUUGUCCUUCACUGGUACCCCACUCAGGCUCCCUCCUGCCCCGUCCAUGUAAUGUGAAGUGUUUACCAGAAACUUCUCCUACUACCGAGUGGUGGCGGAAAGGCCGAAGAUUGUUCUGUGGGAGUAAUUUCUGUUCUGGCCAGAUGGCUGGUUUGACUGUAGCAGUUUGGGAAACUGCGUGUUUACAAAGAGGGCUGGUGAUGCACAGACUAACGAUAGCACAAUGACGAACGAUGACAAUGGUUCCAGAAAACAAGAGAGCGCUGACGCUGAGAUCACUGACACGCGGGUCACAUAUUGAUCAGAGCACCAAGCAGGAUGUGUUUAUCAGUCCUCUGUCUCUUGUUUUUUGUGAGUAUAAUCGAUGCCAUGUUUGCCAGCAGGGACAUUUUUUGGAUCGACUUGUAAUAUUUUUUUCAGGGAGGCUCUUUGUAAAUUUGUGUAAUUUUUCUAACAUGGCAAUCCUCACUGAAAUUGACUGACCUUUUUGAGUGCUUACAAUCGCGAGAUGGAGUUUAUUACGGUUUUACUAAUGAUCACAGCCGACUAAUGAAUAUUAGGCUGUAAUUUAGGAAGCAAGCCAUUCAGUCGACACGUUUAUUGCUGUCAUUUGUUCCCAUCCUUAUCAUUUAUGCAUGACAUGUCAGCAGUAACCUUUUUCAUGCUGAGCUUUUUGACUUUUUUCAUGUGACUCCUUUGGUCCUUCGGCUUUAGGAAUGAACACUGUGAUAAACGUGUGACCAGGGACAAAACACACAACUGUUAAUGCAGCAACAUCUAAUUUGUGUAAUUUUGUGUUUUUCUUACAUACCUAUCCCUGUGUCACCUGGUCCAAAUCAGUAAGAACAACAAAAAUCAGAUCUUAAUUUGUAAUUGCUGUGCUCUUUUUUUUUUAUCCAAAUGUUGUUCAUGCAGUUUUUCCACUCGAGCCCUUGCAAAAAUGCAGACAGACCCUUACAAAUUAACACAAACUGUUUUUGAGUAUGACUUUAGCUAAUUUCCUGCUGAUGAUAUCUGUGCUACUGUCAAGAGAUGCAUUGUGAUUAUUAUGAGAUGAAGCUAUUUAUUUUCCAAAUACGAUGAAUAAAAAUU
This is a messenger RNA of Scatophagus argus, 2334 nucleotides long. RefSeq names its product family with sequence similarity 43 member B (gene fam43b). The transcript has a single exon. The record is from RefSeq and is a predicted model, not a curated record. Lineage: Eukaryota; Metazoa; Chordata; Actinopteri; Scatophagidae. The coding region runs from base 170 to 1186 and encodes 338 amino acids.